Molecule: messenger RNA, 444 nt
Organism: Aspergillus calidoustus
Lineage: Eukaryota; Fungi; Ascomycota; Eurotiomycetes; Eurotiales; Aspergillaceae
Source: the annotation of a GenBank genome assembly
AUGGAGACCACAACCAUCUCAACCUCUGCCAUCCCUCAGCCGGGAAGCAAAUUCCGUCUGGCUGGCCUGCAAAGCUCCAAAGUCCUCGUCGCCAAAUCCGACGACCGUCUGGUCGACUAUCCUCAAGGCCAGAUCUACGCGGACCAAUGGUUCUACCUCGAGCCCGCCCCAACACCCGGCACCUACUACAUCCGCAGCUCAGCCAGCCAAAAGGUCAUCUAUUCCAAGCGUGGCGCUAUCGGCAUGUACGAGAAGAGCUAUUACGAGGACCAGUAUUUUGUCUUUGAGCCUGGCAGCGGGCAGUUUCAGGGGUAUUUUCGCCUGCGUAAUAACUACUCGCGGACGGUCAUCUAUGAUAAUGGGCAGCGUGGGGUGGGAAACUUCGAUGCGGAUGGGGAAAAGUAUUCUGAUCAGUACUUUUCAUUUUUGGAGUAUCAGUCCUGA